Messenger RNA from Trichophyton rubrum CBS 118892, 420 nucleotides. RefSeq lists its product as uncharacterized. NCBI's taxonomy places the organism in Eukaryota, Fungi, Ascomycota, Eurotiomycetes, Onygenales, Arthrodermataceae. The coding region runs from base 1 to 420 and encodes 139 amino acids. The transcript has a single exon. The record is from RefSeq and is a predicted model, not a curated record.
AUGUCGGCGUCAACAGAUCCUUCUCUUCCUUGGUACCCUAGGCUCACCACCGUCUCCCAAACCUCGCCUUCUCUAACCUUGGUUGCAAUAGCUUUCCAUUCCUUUUGGCCAAACUGUUCUCUCCCUUCCUCAGGCCCAAGGUCAACAAUGGCACUUAGUAUUGUGAUGUAUAGGUUCCAUAUCUUGAUCUUCAGGUUUGCGGAUGCUGUUGCAAUUGGUGCGAGUGAUGUUGAAGUCCCGCCGCCCUCCGUGCUCUGCAGCCCAUUUUCCUGGCUUCUCGACGGUGUAAUGAUCGGUGUAAGUAGCGAGAGAGACUCUUGGAGCCUGCGAGUGAGGAAGAGCUGUGAAGCCUGCUUGUAUACUUGUGAUAUUUGCUUGCUAGACAUGGGGGAUGAUGUCGAGGAAGAAAUGUAUGAUUGA